AUGGCAAGCAUUCCUGGAAAAUUUGCUCCUUCUAAUGGGUCUAUCUAUGUAUGCAACCUGCCUCAUGGGACUGACGAUAAUAUGUUGGCUGAAUAUUUUGGUACCAUUGGAGUAAUAAAGAAAGAUAAACGUACAGGAAGACCUAAAAUAUGGUUAUAUCGAGACAAAGAGACUAAUGAACCAAAGGGAGAUGCUACUGUGACAUAUGAGGAUCCGCAUGCUGCCGUGGCUGCUGUUGAAUGGUUUAACAACAAAGAUUUUCAUGGCAAUGCUAUUGGAGUUUAUAUAGCUGAGUCAAAAAACAAGGAUGACCAAACUUAUAAUUCAAUAGCAGAUCCGGUUGUUGCUGGUGAUAUUGUUGGACCAGAAGAAACUGAAAGUGAUGUUAAUGGUGUUAAUGGAGGAGGUGUAGGUCAAAUUGAUGCUUCCAGCAAACCAUGGCAACAAGAGGGCGAUUGGAUGUGUCCGAAUACAAGUUGCUCCAAUGUGAAUUUUGCUUUUCGUGGUGCGUGUAAUCGCUGUGGAAGUGCACGCCCUGCUGGUGCUUCUGGCGUUGCGGGAGGAGGUGGCCGUGGCAGGGGACGUUCUGGGCAAGAUUCAGGGGGUAUUGGCCGUCCAGCUGGUGCAACUGCAGGACUAUUUGGUCCUAAUGACUGGUCUUGUCCAAUGUGUGGCAAUAUCAAUUGGGCAAAGCGAUUAAAAUGCAAUAUUUGCAAUACAAAUAAGCCUGGCCACAACGAGGGUGGUGUAAGAGGAGGGCGAGCUGGAGGUUACAAAGAGCUUGAUGAAGAGGAAAUUGAAGAAACUAAACGUCGCAGGCGGCAGGCUGAAGAUGACGGUGAGCUGUAUGAUGAAUUUGGAAACCUUAAGAAGAAAUUCCGUGCCAAAACACAGCAUUCUGAAGCUGCACGAGUGCUUCCUGGUUCAGGGCGUGCUGGUUGGGAGGUUGAGGAUCUAGGGAUUCACAGAGAUGCUACAGAAAAAAGCAGAGACAGGGGAAGGGAUCGUGAUGAUGGAGAGCAAAGAAGCAGAGAGCCAAUCGAGAAGGAGAGACAAAGCAGUCGGAAUAGAGAGAGGGACAGAGGAAGAGAUCGAGACAGGGAUUAUGGGCGAGAUCGGGACCGGAGUAGACACCGAUAUUAA
This is a messenger RNA of Lathyrus sativus (Indian pea), 1143 nucleotides long. The record is from the annotation of a GenBank genome assembly. NCBI's taxonomy places the organism in Eukaryota, Viridiplantae, Streptophyta, Magnoliopsida, Fabales, Fabaceae.